Messenger RNA from Phytophthora nicotianae INRA-310, 1401 nucleotides. RefSeq lists its product as hypothetical. The transcript has a single exon. The coding region runs from base 77 to 1207 and encodes 376 amino acids. The record is from RefSeq and is a predicted model, not a curated record. NCBI's taxonomy places the organism in Eukaryota, Oomycota, Peronosporomycetes, Peronosporales, Peronosporaceae. Gene Ontology annotation, molecular function: catalytic activity.
UAGCUCUAUUCGUCUGCAGACGACACCUUCAAGUUGCAGCCAUAUCUAUGCACAUGCCUUGCAUUCACGGUUGCACAUGUCACCACUGCAAUGCUUACCAACACUGCAACCUGCACAAUUCCACCGUCACAACUGCAUUUCCCAAGUCGCGCCUACUCGCAACGACCCCCCAAAGCAGAACCUUCGAUCUCCCUCUCAACGCCCAAUGCGUGAAGCCGUCCUCACACCUGAAGACGAAGAGUAUCUAACGCUGCUGGAAGCUCGCCGAGACCAGCAGUUCACUACCGCCCCGUUGCUCUCGGGUUUUCGGGUAUUGGCACUCUUCUCGUACGAAGAUCUCGAUGGCCAAACCGACAAGUUCGUGAUCGGCGCCAACGCCGAAUGCGCCAAUAUCGGAGGUGCCACAUGUGCUGAACGUGCCGCCAUGGCGCAACUGCAACUUUUGCCAGUACGUCGAGUGCGCAAAAUCUACAUCGUGUCGGAUUCUCCGCAGUGUUUAACACCUGGAACGCUGUGCCGCGAGUUUUUGCUGUCCAGUCCGUUGGUUGAGGAAAGCACGCCGUUCGUGUCACGAGCUGCCAAGUGCCGCCCGUGUGUCACCACAUUGGCGGAGCUGUACCCAUUCCCGUCACUCUAUGACCGAGUGCCACGUUCUCAAGUUUUGCCGUUCGCGCGAAAAUUCUGUUCACGGUUUGCCACUGACUUGCACGAAGAAGGUGAAAAUGCUGACUUGCAACAAGAAAAUGAAAAUGUGACGCCAUUUGUCAGGUUGCAACUUUCGCGGAUGACACCAAAUGAAAAAGAAGUUUAUCUCAAGGCGCUGGCUGCAACGGAGAAGGAUGCACGCGACGAUCUGUUCCCGUUGAGAUAUGCUGCCGGCACGAAGUUCUCCGAUGGAGAAGUGCGCGUCACGUGGCAACACAAGACGCUGGAAUACGGCAGCUCACUGGACGCCGUUUCCAAGCUCAUUCCGUUCGUCGAAGCGAAGCAAAACUCGAUCAAGCCCCAGUUCUUGAUGCAGGUGGAUCAGUUUGGCAUCCUCCACGCACCUUUUGCACGUGCACGGGCGUAUUUCUUCGAGUUUGGCUUCCUCGACGUUCCAGUGUUGGUCCAUGACGCAGAAGGCGCGCUGCAUCGUAUUCCCAUUGACAUUCUCGUGGCCGAUUCGCCGGAUUGUAUUGCCACUUCCACAGCAGCGGUACAGUAGUCUUUAAACCUACUGACAUCGCUACUAUCCAGCUCCACGAAUCUCGUUCAUGCGCAUUCGAAUGUACACGCGCAUCUGCUGGAGCUGAUCAGUGGAAGCUUGGUGGAACUACAGAUAAAAAAAAAAAAAAACACGAACAGUUUCCUUGAAAAUCGGAUUCUAACCAGAAUAAUAUAAAAAAAAUGCGAUCCAAA